CAGAAAAAUGGAUGGGGACUGUUGGGUAAAAAUUUGCGUGCUUGUGUUGAGAACAAAAUCAAAAUCGAUUCACCAAGUUGGCUGUAAUUGUAGUGAUGUACUAUCUCCUCGUCUCAUCACAGCAGUCGAAGGAGUUCGAUCAGUAGAGAAAGCUUCACUAAGUCGUUCUUCCUCAUCUUCAUCUUUACUGAUAUUCGCGGAAGAACGCACGGCAAAAAACAUGUCUCUCUCUCUCUCCUGACGGUGGCGCUCCGUCUGACCUCGUGUCUCCAGCAGUCGAGGCUGGCGCCGGCAUGAGCAUUAUGGCGCUGCCUACGACACUGAAGAACAAGAUCGCAGGUGGCGGACCGCGGCGUCCGUCGGAAAUCGAACGCGAGCAGGCGGAAGGUCGUGCACCAUCGACAGAGCAGGCCAGUGAGGAUGGAUCGUCUGCGCUGUCACCUGUCGAAAACGCGUCACAUGGGACCGUCGAUCUUGCGUUAAGAACGUGAAGAUACAUAGAGGUGUUGUGCAAGGAAAUAUACCUAAUUCUCGCCCACAUCAUACCACUAGACCUUUCGUGCCAGGAUGCGCGUGCGCGUGGAUUUCUAGGUGUUUAGUACAAAGAGGACACAUGAACAUAUUAUGUUGUACUAGAGAUUCUUGUUGUUGUUCUAGUGCUUCUUGUUCAUCAACCCCCAUAUCAUGCACAUCUCUAAGAAAAGAAGUCGCUUUGGGCUCGCUACCGAGCAAGGGCCUACCAGCUGGGGCACCCUCGUCUCCGCUGCAAGACCUCCUUUCACAGGCGAUCGACCUGCUUCGCGGCUCCGAUAUGCACUUUAUUCAGGUACUAAAAAUUGGAAUUUGUUUUGCUGUUUGAGUGUGGUUCUUUGUAGUUCGUUGUCGAAAAUGAAAGCAACAACAUAAUAUUUUGAUCGAGAAAGUGAAGAAAGGGAAACUUCAAUUUGAGAAGAUGAAUCAGAUUUUGAUAUCAAACCUUCUUCAGGCAGUUCACUUCACCAUUGCCGUCACUUUCACGUUUAUCGGCGCUUGUGUCUUUGCCGGGAGCCGCGACGAGACGAAGAGUGCGGCCGCGGCUGUGAAGUACACUGCGAUGUCGGACUCCUUGCUCAUCUUGAUGGAUCGUCCAAGUGGCGUCCAAUGCCUCCUGUUGUGUGCGUGUUUUUGA
Messenger RNA from Amoebophrya sp. A25, 1168 nucleotides. Lineage: Eukaryota; Dinophyceae; Syndiniales; Amoebophryaceae. The record is from the annotation of a GenBank genome assembly.